Molecule: messenger RNA, 2594 nt
Organism: Acanthopagrus latus (yellowfin seabream)
Lineage: Eukaryota; Metazoa; Chordata; Actinopteri; Spariformes; Sparidae
Gene: ctsc
Product: cathepsin C
Exons: 8
Coding region: 440-1807 (455 amino acids)
Cellular component (GO): lysosome
Molecular function (GO): cysteine-type endopeptidase activity
Source: RefSeq, a predicted model, not a curated record
AGAGGAACAGUUCAAAAGUCGCAAUUAGCCACGCACAGCUCAUACACAUGUUAUUCAACUAAUAUGCGUAAAUUAGUAUUGUAGGAUUACUCUUUAAUUUGCUCUAACAUCUGAAAAUGGGCUCACGUCGGGACGCUUUAACCGCCUACAACAUUAGCUAGACGACUAUCGUUGUGCGCAUGUGCUGUUGGGCUUCAGUGAACUAUCUUCACCGUGGACAUCGAAACGCUGCUCUUUGUAGAAAAGUUUCAGUUUGCAUAAAUAGCAGAUAGAGGACAAGAGGGAAGUGGAGAAGUCACAGGGUGAGACAGGUGCUCCAGACACACGCAGGGUCAAACUUUCAGGCUUUUCUCAGAAGACGCAGAGCUGGCUGCGUAGUUCUUAAGGUCCAUUUUUGCGUGUGUGUGUGGGGGGGCAGGUGAGCUAGCUGUGUGUGAAGAUGAGGCUGAGCGGUGUGCUGGUGUGUGUGUUCCUGCUGUGGGUUGAGGGGUCCCGGGGUGACACACCGGCCAACUGCACCUAUGAGGACCUGCUGGGGACAUGGGUCUUCCAGGUGUCCAAAGGAGGACACGACAAGACCGUCAACUGCUCCGCCGAAGCUACAGGUGAGACCACAGUGACUGUGACCCUGGAGAAACUGUCUGUAGCCACAGAUGAGCUGGGGAACACCGGCUUCUUCACCCUCAUCUACAACCAGGGUUUCGAAGUGGUCAUUAAUGGAUACAAAUGGUUCGGCUUCUUCAAGUACAGUCAGGAUGGCCCAAAGGUGACCAGCUACUGCGACCAGACCCUGCCAGGCUGGGUCCAUGAUGUCCUGGGAAACAACUGGGCCUGUUUCGUGGGGAAGAGGGUGACACCAGUGCCACCUCGAACAGAUUUCAAACCACUCUUCAGCAGCAAGUUGCUCCAGGAGCCGUACAAACACAACAUGGACUUCAUCGACUCCAUCAACUCAGUCCAGAGAUCCUGGAAGGCUGUGGCCUACAAAGAGCAUGAGAUGUACACUUUGCAGGAGCUGAUCAACCGAGCAGGAGGGCCCGCCUCCCGUAUCCCCAGGCGUGUUCGCCCCAUGCCUGUGACAGCCGAGGUAGCCAAGAUGGCAGCAGCUCUACCUGAGCGCUGGGAUUGGAGAAAUGUUAACGGAGUUAACUUUGUCAGCCCAGUGCGGAACCAAGCUUCAUGUGGCAGCUGCUACUCCUUUGCCACCAUGGGAAUGCUGGAGGCUCGUCUUCGGAUCCUCAGCAACAACAGUGACACUCCCAUCCUCAGCCCGCAACAAGUGGUCUCCUGCUCUGAAUAUUCUCAAGGUUGUGAUGGUGGGUUCCCUUACCUGAUCGGGAAGUAUGCGCAGGAUUUCGGCUUGGUGGAAGAGUCAUGCUUCCCAUACAUUGGAAAGGAUUCUCCUUGUGGCGUUCCCCAAAACUGCAGACGCGUUUACACAGCGGAGUACUACUACAUCGGUGGGUUUUAUGGCGGCUGCAGUGAGAUGGCCAUGAUGUUGGAACUUGUCAAGAAUGGACCCAUGGGAGUGGCCUUUGAGGUCUACCCUGACUUCAUGCACUACAAGGAGGGCAUCUAUCACCACACAGGCCUGGCAUACAACUAUAAUCCCUUCGAGGUGACCAACCACGCUGUGCUCUUGGUGGGCUACGGCCGCUGCCACAUGACCGGACAGAAGUACUGGAUUGUGAAGAACAGCUGGGGCACCACCUGGGGCGAGGACGGCUACUUCCGAAUCCGCCGGGGAAGCGACGAGUGUUCCAUCGAGAGCAUCGCAGUCGCAGCCAAGCCCAUCCCCAAACUGUAGGGGCCGUGAGCACAGGGCCGACAGGACGAAUGGCUGUCUUGAUGAUGAGUGCAACUUGGAUUCAUUUCACGAUGUAGCUUAGCUGUUUUCAAGCCAAAACCUGCCAUUCUUCACAUGGGUAGCAUCUGUCUUCUUCCUCCAUAAUCACACACAUAACCAUUAAACUGAAUAUUUAGAUUCUCCAGGAAAGACCUGGCUGAUGGGAGUAACUUGUAACGUGAGGUGACACCCAGCUGAGAGUUUUAUAUCACCCAACACUGGAGAUGUAAUAAAAUGAGGCUCAUUAGUUCAAAGCAUAAAGGGACAAGAAAACGUCUGUUGGCCCAGCAUGUUGUUUAAGUGUUUUAAAUGUGUCCUGAUUUUACAGUUUCAACAGUUAGCUGCCUGCAAUGAUUUUCUUGAAGCUGUAACUGCCAACACAAACUCUGGAUCAAAAUGGAUUGGUGCACACUGUGACAAAUCAUGGUUAGUAACUUCUAAUUGUAACAUUUCAAAGGGAACUGAGGAGUCAGUGUUUGCUCUAUCAAGUCACCUUGAUUCUUUGUCUCAGGGAGAAUGGUGUUAUCUUGUGUCCUCACAUCAGAUCUUAGCCACGACUGCCAUGUUUCCCUGUGGAGCAUUUUCUUUUUUUUUUUUUUAAGAGAUUUCUAAAAUCAAUUCAUAAAGGGAUCUAAGUAAUUGUGCCUUUUGUAUCCUGCCUCCCAUUCAGUGUAAGCAAGUGUAACCAUUGUUUUGUGAGAUUUGCACUGUUUUUGAUUUGAACAGAAUAAAAGUGUUUCAGAAUUGA